This is a messenger RNA of Penicillium canescens, 1782 nucleotides long. RefSeq lists its product as uncharacterized. Gene Ontology annotation, molecular function: DNA binding. The record is from RefSeq and is a predicted model, not a curated record. Bases 1 to 1782 code for a protein of 593 amino acids. The transcript has a single exon. Gene Ontology annotation, biological process: regulation of DNA-templated transcription. Lineage: Eukaryota; Fungi; Ascomycota; Eurotiomycetes; Eurotiales; Aspergillaceae.
AUGAAUCCACAGCAACCCAUCGACUCUCCAACAUGGCCGCCGUUGCCACAUUCUGCCUCGGAUUUGGGACUAGGAGACAUCCUACAUACAGCUGAGCCAGAUCCAUGGCUGCCAGAUGAUUCAGUCUUUGAGCCCGACGCUCUUAAUGACUUUUAUCUCCGUUCCUCAGAUGCCAGUGAUCUGGGAUGGGAACAGUGGAUAAGUCAUGAGUCACAUCAUCUAUCAACACCUGAUCGACAACUUGAGCCUCAAGGUCACGGUGAACUACAACCCUCGGGUGUUAUAGCCAACUCUGCUUCACCUCUACCGACAGAUUGCGUGGAUCAAUAUCUGCCGCAGCCAAACCUCAACAAUGUCUCGCAGUGGCUACACGGAGCAUACCGUCCCCGGGUCCCCUGCAACCAUUGUCGCAGACACCGACUACAAUGUUUAAUCAUCCGGACCACAGAUGCCAACCCGAACCCAAAGACAUCAUGUUCAAGCUGCGUUGCUCUAUUCAGGGAAUGCAGUCUUGCCAAAGGAGAGAAACGCUUCCCAGCGGGCUUUGAGACCAUGACCCCAGUUCUAGGACAUCUACACGGCGUCCCAGAAGAUGGAAACAUAUCCUCCGUCACUAAUCUCAACGACGAAGAUGGUAGAAGAGAACCCAAGCAAUUCAUUCGAAAGGGAGCUCGAGUCCUCCGAGAGUGGUUCUAUCAAAACCAAGAACAUCCCUACCCAACGGACGCGCAAAAGAUCCAACUGUCAGCGGACACAGGCUUUUCUCAAAAGCGUAUAUCAACAUGGUUCGCGAAUGCCCGUCGACGCCAGAAACAGAAGAUCCAGUCAUCGGGAUUAAGCUCGAGGUCUCGUACCCGCGCGGGCUCUCCCAUGAUAACCAGCACCUUACCCGACAUGACCCCAAUGGAACGGUGGCAGGCAUCCCCACCAGAAGACGAACCCGUCCCCCAAGCAGCGAUUCAAAACGCCAUCGCAUCUGGCUCGAUAGAAUCAGACGGAACCAUUGAUCCAUUCAAGCUUGACAGCUCUGCGAUGGAUUUCCUCGACUUCGACGAAAGCUCUUCACAUCUGGCGUCUUCUGUCUCAAGUAUUGGGAGCAGGGCAUCGGAGUCUUCCGACAGUGCCUCUUCGGCGUGGAGUUAUCAUUCAUCUGGGGAUACAAGCUUACCAUUCCCCCUUCUCCCGAAACAAAGCAAACCCAGACGUAUCCGAGGACGGUCACGGGGCGGGUCUGAGAAUCAUGUUUACCAAUGCACAUUCUGCACACGUUCUUUUAAGAAAAAGCACGAUUGGACUCGGCAUGAGAAAAGCGUUCAUAUAACUCUCGACUCCUGGGUCUGUACUCCGAACCUAACGGAACUCCAACAAUACUUUGAUCUCCAACCUUCCGAAUGUCCCUUCUGCGAUGUCCUAUUCCCAGUGCCUACCCAUAUGGAGGAACAUGAAUUCCACAUCUGUGCCGACAAACCCGUUGGCGAGCGGUCAUUUAGUCGGAAGGAUUAUCUCUGGCAACAUCUUCGCAAAUUCCACAGUUGCACGAAAACACCGGUAUCUGACCUCGACGCCUGGCGCGGUUCAGGCGCCAAUGUCAAAAGUAGCUGUGGAUUCUGCGGGUCUCAUCUUUCUACCUGGACAGCUCGGGUAGAUCAUCUGGCUGAUCAUUUCAAGAACGGCUUUCGGAUGCAUCAGUGGGAAGGGGAUUGGGGGCUCGAUUCAUCGGCUAUGGGUGUUCUAAGGAAUGCAAUACUGCCUUUUGAACGUGCGGUGGAUUCAUCUGCUUAA